GUUGUAUGAUGUGCCCCAGUAAGCAUUUUUCUUUAUCUCAAGACCACAACUCAGAUUAGAAUUUCAUGAUAAAAAUGUAGAUUGUACUUUUGACUAGCAUUAAAAAUAAAUUUAGUUGUAUUAUGAGGUGCAUACUCUUUAGAUGUGUGUAUUUGCUAUUUUUAGUGUGUGUGUAUAGUUCUGUGUACCUAUUGUGAAGCAUCCAUACACGGAGCCAAUUUUUUUCAUUUGAUAGUUGAUCUUUUGUGUCUCUUUGCAGGCGGUGCUGGAUAAUCUUUCCAAGGAGGUGGGUUCAUCUGUGAGGGUUGUCAACUUUCUCAGAAUGGAAGUUGGGGAAGGAAUUGCAAGGUGAAACCAAUACCUUUUUGGACUCUUCUUUUUCUAUCUUAUUUUAGAGUCUAGUUAUGUACUAUUAAAAAAAUAAUUGCAAUUGGUCUACAAUUAAGGGUUUAAUCAGAUUGUGUUAAAUAUUGUGGUUUAGCUAGUGUUGUAUUACUGUACAAGUUGUGUUUUGUGUGAUUCCAUCAUGCAGUCAUGACAGGAUUUGCGUUUAAAAAUUAUGCAUUAAACUGAGAUUACUUUCUCAUGUCUCUGGCAAUGUAAAGACAUGAUGAUGUGUAUAGCCUAAAGCAUUUCUUACCUUACCUACCUAAAACUGUAAUAUAUCAUGAUCAAUUAUAAAAAUGGGGAUCAAAUGCUGAUUAUGUUUCUCAUGUCAGAGAACUUAGUUGAUUUUACUUCUGAGUGAUUUGAACAAUUUUACUAACCAUCAACAAUUUUCAGGCAAGAAACAGAUGCUUCUGAGUCUGUUGCUCAGGUUGCCUAAGUUAAUGUGAUUCUGUCCAUUCACAGAGGAAACCCUCUGAGAGCUCAGGUUUGUUUUAAAGGUUUUUGCUCUCUAGCUGGAUACUAUUUAAACACGUAUGCUCCGAUAUUGAUCCAGGGAAGUUGAGGUACAGGAUUCGGUUGAAAUUUUUGCUCCACAGUGGAAAACAUAAAUGGUUUCUUUUAGACUGUGUUAGUAUUUUCUGGUGCACUGUCCUGAUCUAUAUCUACAAAUCCCUAGUUAAAGUUUUGUUUUUAUAUCUUUGGUGAGUUCACAUAGUUUCUAAAUUUAAAUUUUACAAAACUGUCAAAUAAAUUGAUACUUUGGAAUGAACCAAACGAUUGUCUAAAAGCAGACAUAGCCAUGCUUAUGUUUAUUUGAAGGUAUAUAAGUUUUUAUCUUUAACCUCAUUAUUCUUUUAAAGCGAUAUAAGGCACGAGUCUGUCCUAUUUUCAGAGCUAUGUUUACAAAUUAACAUGCAGCAAUUCAAACCUCAUUCUUUAGUUGUAAUUGAUGCAUCAUUUUACCGUACUCCUACUUUCAAUGAAUCACAAAAAUCUGUCAUCGUCUAAGGAAACAAUUUCAAAGUUUCUGUAGGAUUAUAAUUAAUCUCUUUUUGAAAGUUUGUAAUUAUAUACAAAUGGAUAGAUAGAUAGUAAAAUCUGUCAAUUAGUAACGUAAACAAAUCCAGAAGGAUUUUAAUUGUAUAUUGUUAUAUUUAGAUAUAAACUUUGACAAUGUCGUAUUCUGUUGCAAAUUAUUAUAGCUGUUAACCGUAAAACUCUAUCGAACCUUCAUGACAUGGACAAUGAUAUGUUUGUUCGCUCUUGUUUCACUGUAAACUUAGUUUAGAAUGGGCUGUUCUUCCAGUUUUUCAAUUUGUAUGUUUUAUAUUUAAGAAGUAAUGGUUAUCGACCAAAAUAAAAAAGUGGAAGAAUUAUUAAACGUAAAAAUGCGUGACAAAUAUGAUUAAUUUGAUGUAUCAAAUAUCAUAUCUUAUAAAUUAAUUACUACAAUUAGUUUGAAAAUAAUAUCUUAAUUAAUAUUAAAAUUGUUGAAAAUUACAAAUUAUCAUAACCUAACAUGCUACAAUUUAUUAUUUAUGAACGCUUUGUGAGAAAGAAUAUAUUGAAUUUAAAGAAAAUGCGACACGGAAGUAAUGUCAUUUUUCUAAUGAUAUUGCUGACAUUAUUAAUUAAUUAAUUUUUGUGAAUACAUUAUUAAUAUUACAGAUACUUAACCUGAAAAAUUGGUUGGGGCAUGGGCUGAUUGAGUGUCACAUUCACUCACAGAAAGCAAAAUAAUGGAAUACUUACGGAGGCAACAUGAGAUUUGGCAUCACGCUGAACCCUAUCCGAAAGAUAAUAUAUAGUACCUGCAAAAAGAAUAUAGCUAAUCCAUACAUAGGGGGAAAAAAAUGAGAGGAUGGCGUACGGAACAUGUGUAAGUGUAACUAAUGAUGAAUAUGUUGAUCCUGCAUGCCAAUGCCAUUGCCAGGGUAGGGAGGCGUUCCACAAGGAGAAUGAGAUGUCAUCUAAUUAACCAGUAAUAGUAUAUCAUAAUAUCUGAGAUGGAAAAGCAUCUCCUACCAUUAAAUUAAAUUAAUAGCUAAGAAUUCAUUGCAAUAAUGACAUGAUAUAAUACAUUAAAACAUAAGAAAGGAAUGUAUUGGAAAGUUGGAAAUGUGAAACCAACGAUCCCGUGAAUACGAUGAUGAGCUGCCACUACUUAUCGACACAAGCUAACCGACACCCUCACCGCCAAUAAUAAUGUCACGCACAGCUUCCUAGCGUCCUACAGAAGGUCAAUUCCGUGACUUCACAUGCAUUCUUUUGCGUCCAAAAAUAAAAUGAAUAAAGUUUCUUCCUUUUUUUGUGCUCAAGUCAUGACAGGUAAUGGAAUUUGUGGCCAAAGAGGUAUCCAUCGCCUGUGAGCAUAUAAAUAAUAAAUAAUACAUUUGGGUUCCACGCGUACAUUGACAUACUACUGUUUGUAACAGAUCAUAAGCUUCCUUCUCUCUAUAUAAAAGUGAAAAAAAAUAAAAAUAAAAAUAGCUUACCACAAAAUAGAAGAUGGCAAAGAAGCUUCCCACUGAUCUUGUUUGCAUUCUUUUUCUUUUCUUAUCUUGUGGGGUGAAUUUUUUAUUCCUCACGCGGACUCCAUCACAAAUGUCAACCUUAUUUGUAUACAACUAACUGGCCACCGUUGAAUCUUCCAAUCUGAAUUUUCUUAUUUUACUUGUUCACAUGAGACUCCCCCUUAUAUAUGUUUGUACAUGUCCAUGCAUUGAAACUUGAAACUUAACCUCAAAAACACAUAGCUCGCCAGGAUCAAGAUCAAGUCAUCUUAUACAUCAGCAUUUGAAGAAAUAACGUACGUUGAAGAUGGGUAACUACAUUUCUUGCACUCUAUCAGCAGCAGGAAGCAAGCAAUGGAGAGGCAUAAAGGUUAUAUUCCCAAGUGGGGAAAUUGGGCAGUUCCAAGAAGGAAUAAAAGCAGCAGAGCUUAUGCUUGACAUGCCAAGCUUCUUUGUUGUAAACACUCGCUCUCUGCAGAUUGGACGAAGGUUUUGUGCACUGAACGCCGAUGAAGACCUUGAGUUUGGCAACGUUUAUGUGAUGCUUCCAAUGAAGAAGCUUCAUUCUGCAGUCUCAGCUGCUGACAUGGGGGCUUUGUUACUCACUGCCAAAAGGGUCUCUGCCACGGCAAAUGAGAGAACUCUUCAACACAGAGAAACUUUACCACAGGAGCCCAAGUUGAAUUUGGAUGACUGCGAAGAGUUGUCUAGUCCAGAGUUCAUGCACAGGUUGUCUUUGUGCAGGUCAAAGAAGCCUUUGCUUGAGACCAUAGCAGAAGAACCAGUGUGUUAGGAAAUUUUACAAGCCAAACAUGUUAAACCAUCUAUUGGAGCUGUUAAAGAAAUUGAAAACAACUAUGAUUGGAAUGGAAUAUUGCUUCAAUGGAGGGCUUAUUUGUGGCUUUUUUGUGAUGUGGCUCGUGUUUUCUUUAUAAUGAUUGAAAUUGUAUG
Messenger RNA from Abrus precatorius (Indian licorice), 3854 nucleotides. RefSeq lists its product as uncharacterized. NCBI's taxonomy places the organism in Eukaryota, Viridiplantae, Streptophyta, Magnoliopsida, Fabales, Fabaceae. The record is from RefSeq and is a predicted model, not a curated record. The coding region runs from base 3211 to 3696 and encodes 161 amino acids. The transcript has a single exon.